This is a messenger RNA of Aspergillus chevalieri, 534 nucleotides long. RefSeq lists its product as uncharacterized. The transcript is spliced from 3 exons. NCBI's taxonomy places the organism in Eukaryota, Fungi, Ascomycota, Eurotiomycetes, Eurotiales, Aspergillaceae. The record is from RefSeq and is a predicted model, not a curated record. Bases 1 to 534 code for a protein of 177 amino acids.
AUGGAUGUCUUCUACACCUACACCUACACAACAGCAGGAUGGCUCUCCAUACAGAGCGCAGCUCUAACACUAGCACCGCAAAUAAUCAUUACCUCACUGCUGGAUGAAACCCGCCCCCCAACUCCACUAGAGAUCUACUUCGCCCGCACCCUCGGCUUCUCCCUCCUCACUCUCGCCGUCCUAGUCGUCAUGUUAACCGGCUCUGUCCCCCUAUCCACCACAGUCACCGAAGCUGUGACAACCGACGAAUCAGACCCCAAAGCACCCUACGCCGUCCCCACGCUCAUGGUGUCCACGGUGUUCCAAGGAGUCUGCGCAUUCUAUGCAUACACCUGGUAUACUUUUAACGGACAGGCUGCGUUUGCGAUUGGGGUGCUGGGGUAUGCGCUUGUGGCGAGUAUUGGGCUUUGGUGUCUUCUUUUUGCGAGCAGUCAUGGGAAGAUCAGUCGGAAGACGGGGGCUGAUAAGAGGACGACAGGGUUUCCGUUUUCGAAUCGCGAGGCAGAGAGGAAGCAUACUGGUAAGAGCUCCUGA